Xenopus tropicalis (tropical clawed frog) is the source of this 1681-nucleotide messenger RNA. It is a transcript of the gene nsg2, whose product is annotated as neuronal vesicle trafficking associated 2. NCBI's taxonomy places the organism in Eukaryota, Metazoa, Chordata, Amphibia, Anura, Pipidae. Gene Ontology annotation, biological process: clathrin coat assembly. The record is from RefSeq and is marked provisional. Gene Ontology annotation, molecular function: clathrin light chain binding. Gene Ontology annotation, cellular component: cytoplasmic vesicle membrane; membrane.
CGCUUGUGUGGGUCUGGGAAGUGAGGAUUAAGGAUGGUGAAGCUGGGGAGUAAUCUAAGCGACAAGAACAAGGAGCCUUCUGGUGAGGAUGGCUUUCAGACUGUUCCCCUGAUCACACCCUUGGAUGUUAAUCAUCUGCAGUUCCCUGCUCCAGAGAAGGUGGUCGUGAAAACAAGAACAGAGUAUCAGUCUGAACAAAAAAACAAGGGUAAAAUCCGGGUGCCAAAGAUUGCUGAGUUUACUGUCAGCUUCACGGAUGGGGUGACAGAAAGGUUAAAGGUAACAAUCCUAAUAAGUCUGGCCCUUGCCUUUCUUGCCUGUAUAGUAUUCCUUGUGGUGUAUAAAGCCUUCACAUAUGACCACAGCUGUCCAGAUGGAUUUGUCUACAAGCAUAAGAGAUGCAUACCAUCUUCUCUGGAUGCUUAUUAUUCAGCACAGGAUUCCAACUCACGGGGAAGGUUCUACACUUUAAUCAGCCAUUACAGCAUGGCCAAGCAAACCAGCUCACGGUCUUUGUCUCCUUGGCUAUCUUCAGGAAGCACCAACCAUGAAGCCAAGGCAAGUAAAACAGAAGGUCAUUAGGAAGUCAUGUGAACAAGGAACAUCCCUGUCUCCAGGCUCCAGGGCAUGGCUGAGAUGACAAGCUACAUUAAGGAUGUUAAGCUAAAAUAAACUUGUGGGAGUUGUUGAAAGAAACAAGCAAAUCUUUCUUUUCGUGCAUUGUUAUUGUUUAUUUGUUACCGAGUCACAACUUUGUACAAAGGCAUGUUCAAUGUUGAUCGUUAACUUGCAAUGUAAAAAAAAAUCAGCUAAAAAUUUACAAACUUCUUGUAUAGCUUUUUUUUAAAGUCAUUGGCAAAUGUAUAACCAUGGAUCUCACUGUUAACUUACUAUAAGCUGCAGAAAUAUGCAACCAAGUAAUUAUUUGCUUUGAGCUCAUUUUCAGUAGGUAAAAUACCUGUUUGUUGAAUGAUCAUAGUUGCAAUAGAGGAAUGAAGAAAGCUUUAACCACUGAAGCAAAUUCUGUUACAGAACUACCAAGCUCCUGCCUCCUACCCACCCCCUGGAAGCAGAAUUGAAUAUAGGCCACAAGGUGCCCUACACUUACCCCUUGCCCUACGGCAGGCCUGCGCUCUGUGUGCUCUUGCACCCCUUAGUGCUCUUGCACUUUUUAUCAAGUCUAGGUAAAUGCCCCCUAUAGUCUUACUGACUCCUCCUACAGUUUCUAAUAUUUCCUUAACGGCACAAUAUAAAAAGGACAUAGACAAUGCCAUAUAAACACAUUGCUAAUCUUUAUCAAUAGAAGAAAGGCUUGCAAAACAAUGUUACCCAACGCAUUGCUUUUAAUCCGAGCUCCUUUUUUUGGUAGUAAGAAAUGUGAAGAGCUUUUAAAAAUGUGCUGUGCUACCAAGUGUACUCUCAUAAACCUUAGGCAAAGGUGUGGUGUGUGCUAUUCCAGAUUUCUAGUGCCAAAUCUUUCCUUUUCUGCUUUCUUUCAACUCUGUUUCACCUGUAAAUGUAUUGUCAUUCAACAAAAAACAAAACAAAAAAAUAUCACCCAUUGAAAUGUUUAUACUUCUGUGGUGUGUUUCUUGUUGGUAGCUAGCAAAGAAUGGAGUAAUUUUGGUGUGAUUCUUGCACUGUUCUUGACAGGACAGAAAUAAAGCUGGAAGUGUCAGAA